AUGGUUUCCAAUAAGACCCGGUUCAGAUGGAGUCCAGCCCAGAAUGCUAAGCUGCACAUUCGCUAUCCCGACUCGUCUACUCCCAUCGUCCUCUCAAUCCCGGUGCCCAGCAUAGGACAGGCUGGCCAGUCGGUUGGUGCCAUCACGCCCCCUUGCACCCUCCAAACAGCCCCAAACAGCCACACUUCGACACUUUCACAAGCCCUACAUCCGGUCACCACGUCGGGGUUGGCCUCUUCCUCCAGCCCGACAGCCUCCGGAGUCUGCAGUCCGGCGCCGGCCAAUUUGGGCUUCCUGGCCUCCGGCCUCACGUGUCUGUCGAACAACAGUUCCUCCGCCUCGACGAUGGUCAGUCGACUCUCGCGACUCUCCUCCGCCAAGGCCUCCGCAACAAGCUCUUCUUCCACACUCGCCUCCGCCACCAGCGCCUCUGCUCCGCCAUUCUGCCUCUCUUCGCCUCCACUGUACCAUGCCAGCUCAUCUUCCACUUCUUCCGCGUCGACAACCAAUCAGUCCGCAUUGAGUCGAACCUCACUGCAGCAUCAUCAAUCUCUCGGCUCACGUGGAGGCAGAGAUACCGUCUCACCGUCGUUACGACAGGCGGCAUUCUGGUCUCCAGCUGGGCAGACGCGUCAGCCAGCAACACCGGCAGUCCAACAACAGCCACAAUUGCAUCCUGGCGCCCAUCAUUACAGACGUCCCUCCAUUCGACGCAUGUCGUUCAGUCCCUGCACAACCAUGGCCACACAAAUGAAGGUGGUCAGCGGUGGCGACGGUUAUGAAGAGUUUCCGAAACGGUCACUUCGACCUGGCGAAUCGGUCAGUGACGACGUCGGCCAGGCGGACAGCACAAAUCACCUCCUCAUCUGGGAUGUUCACUGA
This is a messenger RNA of Protopolystoma xenopodis, 882 nucleotides long. Lineage: Eukaryota; Metazoa; Platyhelminthes; Monogenea; Polystomatidea; Polystomatidae. The record is from the annotation of a GenBank genome assembly.